This is a messenger RNA of Aphidius gifuensis, 610 nucleotides long. Its product is annotated as mitochondrial carnitine/acylcarnitine carrier protein-like. Gene Ontology annotation, biological process: carnitine transmembrane transport; mitochondrial transport. NCBI's taxonomy places the organism in Eukaryota, Metazoa, Arthropoda, Insecta, Hymenoptera, Braconidae. The record is from RefSeq and is a predicted model, not a curated record. Gene Ontology annotation, molecular function: O-acyl-L-carnitine transmembrane transporter activity. The coding region runs from base 196 to 609 and encodes 137 amino acids. Gene Ontology annotation, cellular component: mitochondrial envelope. The transcript is spliced from 3 exons.
GUGAGAAAAUUCUUGUUUAGAAAUUCCUUAUUUAAAUAAACUUGGAUGGCUUAAAAGUUUAUUUUCGACUUUUUCAUUGUUCGUUCAAGGGUGUAUUAGUUUAGUUUAGUCUUUUAUAACUUUGGAUUUUUGAAUAUUUUUAUUAUUUGAAUUGGGAUACUUGGAAAAACUAGGUUAACCACAGGUUGAAAUGUGAUGGACAACUCAAAAGAGCGAACCCUCCAAAAUUAUCUCAUAGCUGGUGGUUUUGGUGGUAUUUGUACGACUUUAAUUGGUCAUCCAUUUGAUACUAUCAAAGUUCGAAUGCAAGUUGUACCUGGCCUUUAUAUCAAUUCGUUUGAUGCGACUUGGAAAAUAAUAACACAUGAAGGAAGAACGGGACUGUAUAAAGGUAUGAGUGCACAAUUGAUUGGUAUUGUACCAAUAUUUGCACUCAGUAUUUUAAGUUAUGAGAGUGGCAAAAAAUUACUGACAAAAAUUGAUGAAGAUGAACAGAAUUUAAAACCAAAAAAAUUAUUUUUAGCUGGUAUGUUUAGUGGUUUAACAACGACAAUUUUUAGUGUACCUGGGGAACGUAUAAAAUGUCUUUUACAAAUGCAGGUUUGUUAAU